Messenger RNA from Girardinichthys multiradiatus, 6942 nucleotides. RefSeq names its product sodium- and chloride-dependent transporter XTRP3-like. Gene Ontology annotation, molecular function: L-proline transmembrane transporter activity. Gene Ontology annotation, biological process: sodium ion transmembrane transport. Bases 3751 to 5400 code for a protein of 549 amino acids. NCBI's taxonomy places the organism in Eukaryota, Metazoa, Chordata, Actinopteri, Cyprinodontiformes, Goodeidae. The transcript is spliced from 12 exons. Gene Ontology annotation, cellular component: plasma membrane. The record is from RefSeq and is a predicted model, not a curated record.
UGCAUACAUCAUUGGACUCCUCUGAGGGCAAGCGUUAAGGUGGGCAGAAACCUUAAUUGAUGAAAAUGCAAUUAAUUUCUUUUCUCUAAAAGAAUUUCUGGAUCAGUUUAAGCAAACGUUUUCUCUCUGGCAUAGUGAUAAAUCUGAACAACAGAUCAGUAGCAGAAAUUACCAUAGUUUCGCACUCUCGCCGCACAAUCAGGGUGGAAUCAGCCGGCUCUUAAAGGGGCUUUUCGGAACGCUUUAAAUGAAAGAAUCAAAGGCGAGCUAGUCAGCUGUGACGAACCGGACACCCUGAAGGAUCUGAUACAUCUAUCCAUCAGAAUAAAUAACAGAAUCAGAGAGAGAACAAGAAAGAAGAAUCAUAACAAACCUGACACGGUAAGUCAUCCGCCUGUGAUGACGUCACCAGAGGUUAAAACUAAAUCUGCUGUUUUCUCCCCUCAGGCCGAACCCAUGCAGCUUGGCCGAACCAGAUUAUGCAGUGAGGAGCGAAAUAGACCACUAAUAUCUGAAAGAUGCCUGAAAUGUAGUGAGAUGGGUCACUUUCGUCUACAUUGCCCGGUUUGGCCAAACGGGAGAUCCCGUCAAUAGACAAAGGGGAAUUGACGGGCAAAUUUGCUGAAAUCGGGGGUAAGAUUUCAUCUCCACUUGCAUCUGUGCAUUGAACAGGAGCAGCAUCCCGUUUUGGCCCUAAUUGAUUCCGGAGCAGAACAAAAUCUAAUCAAUCCAGAACUGGUCAAAGAAUUAAAUAUUCCUACACAAAGCCUGCCCACUCCUGUUCCAGUAGCAGUAUUAGACGGAAAUGCACUGGAAACUGUCUGUCUUCAGACACAUCCCCUCCACUUCAUAACAUCUGGUAAUCAUCAUGAACAAAUUUCUUUCUUUUUUUGCCCCAGCAAAGAAGCCCACGUGGUCCUAGGUCAUCCCUGGCAAAAGAUUCCCCAUAUAAACUGGACCUAUUCUUGCAUUGAGGCUACUGCCUUCGUUUAGGUGUUCCUGCUACCUCAGUUCCAACCCAACCUCUCUCAGGUUCCUAGUGAAUAUUAUGAUCUCAAAACUGUGUUCAGUAAAGAUUUGGUGCUGUCUCUUCCGCCUCAUCGCCCCGUAUACGACUUCAGUAUUAAUUUACUUCGUGUUGGUCAAUUACCUGGUUGUCUAUAUAACAUUUACGAUGCUGAGAGAAAGACAAUGAAACAGUACAUUAACGACUUACUCAAAGCAGGAAUAAUUCGCCCAUCUUCCUCCUCUCCCGUCGGUGCAGGUUUAUUCUUCGUGGCGAAGAAAGACAAAACCCUGAGACCAUACAUCGAUUACCGAGCACUAAAUCAGAUCACCCAUUAAAAAUAAAUAUCCACUACCUCUUCUUGCCCAGCUUUUGAAACCGUCUGUGGUGCCACCUUGUUUACAAAACUUGACCUCAGAAACGCCUACCACCUCGUCUGCAUCUGUGAAGGGGACGAGUGGAACACCGCCCUCAAAACCCCGGUUGGACAUUUUGAAUAUCUGGUAAUGCCCUUCAGGUUAACUAAUGCUCUCGCAGUCUUCCAAGCUCUGGUAAAUGACGUCCUUAGAGACUUCAUAAAUGUCUUUGUUUUUGUCUACCUUGAUGAUAUCUUAAUCUUCUCUAAAGAUCUCGAAUCCCACAAGAAUAAUGUCCUCAGGGUUCUACAACGUCUCCUGGAGAAGCGUCUGUACGUCAAGGCAGAAAAGUGUGAGUUCCAUGUGUCCACCAUAUCCUUCCUUGGAUUUAUUUUUGAGGGUGGACAGGUCAAGGCAGAUCCAGGUAAAGUUCAGGCAGUGGUGGACUGGCCAACUCCCUGCACGAUAAAAGCGCUUCAACGCUUUCUAAAAUUAUGAUGUAGGUGAUCGUGAACUACUUGAUAUAAAAAUGGCUAUGGAGGAAUGGCGUCACUGGCGCAUCUUUACCCAUCAUCAACUGGAUGGACCAUACAAACCUGGCUUACCUUCAAUCCGCAAAAUGCCAAAAUUCCCGCCAAUUCAGAUGAUCUUUAUUCUUCUCCAGAUUCAACUUUUCCAUAACCUACAGACCCAGAUCACAGAACACUAAACCCGAUUCACUAUCCCAACAAUUCUCACCGGAUGAGAAUGAGCCAGAACCUGAACUGAUCAUUCCUCAGUCAUGUGUCAUGGGGUCUCUUUCCUGGAAAAUGGAGGACCAGGUGCAAAGGACUCAGGAGGAGGACACCCAGGUCGCAUUUAUGUUCCUACCUCUCAAAUAUCUCAGGUUAUCCAUUGGCCCCAUGCAUCUAUUUUCUCAGGACAUCCUGCUUCAAGCCACACAAUCGCAUUCAUUUGCAAAUUGUUUUGGUGGCCAACCCUUAACAAGGACGUCGUCGAUUAGGUCAAUGCCUGUUCCAUCUGUGCUCACAGCAUCAAUCUCCAGCCAGACUCCUUCAACCCUUGUCCAUCCCCAGUCAACCCUGGUCACACAUUUCUCUGGACUUUGUUACUGGUUUGCCUCCUUCACACAACAAAACUGUCAUUCUUUCUAUAAUAGAUAAAUUCUCUAAAGCAUAUCAUCUCAUUGCUUUAACCAAACUCCCAUCUGCUGCUGUCACUGCUAAGUUACUCAUUCAACAAGUCUUCAGGAUUCAUGGAUUACCAUCUGAAAUCAUUUCUGACAGAGGACCCCAAUUUAUCUCGCAGGUAUGGAAAGAUUUCUGUUCUGUGUUAGGAGCACAACCUAGACUGUUAUCUGGUUUUCACCCUCAGACAAACGGCCAAUGUGAGCACUUGAACCAGGAGAUGGAGAACACCCUGAGGUGUUUAUGUACCAACAAUCCACAAUCCUGGAGCAAACAUCUCAUGUGGGCCGAGAAUGCUCACAACACCCAUAUAUCUGCAGCCACAGGUACAGUAUGUCACCUUUUUAAACAUCACUAGGUUGUCAGCCAUCUCUCCUUCCUUCUUCUUGUCCCGAGCCAGUUCUUCCAUCUGUCAGAACGUACUUCACCCACUGCCAAAGGAGUGGGCACAAACUAGAGCUGCUCUCCAGCGUUCCUCAGAUCUAUGCAGAUAGAAGAAGAAGACCAGCUCCAACCUACUCACCUGAACAGAAGGUUUGGCUCUCUGCUCACUAUAUCCCGUUAAAUCUUACUCUAAGAAACUGGCUCCUAGGUUCAUUAGUCCUUUUCCCGUCAAAAAAACUCAUCAGUCCGUUUGCUGUGAGCCUCAAACUCCCGUCUCAUCUCUGUGUCCAUCCAACUUUCCAUAUGACCCAAGUUAAACCAGUGGCCAAUCCUUUGUGCCCUCCAGCAUGGAUCUGAGCACAGGUUUGUGUGGAGUGUUGUUCCUGCUUUUUCCACAGGGGUACAACAGGCAGCUGUUGCAACACAGCUGCAGAUGAUCAGGAGCCAUCAGGGAAGACUUCAUAAGCUGCUGAGACCUUGGAGGAGGCAUCAGGUUACCGCUCUGAGAAACCCAGUCCUGGUUCUUCAGUAUUCGGUCAACCUUCGAUCGGGUUGGUUGACACUUAAGUGUGUUUAUCUCAGCUGAAUGACUCUUCCUGUUUCCCUGGACCUGCCAGCAGAAGGAAAUUGUCCAGAUCCAGAGAACCUCAGCUCAUAAUCCACGCUCUGCCUGUCUACCCUCCAACAAAACUCACCUCCUGGAAGAUUCUGCUCAUACAGCACGCCAACCUGUCAACCUCAGAAUCCGUGGCUUGCUGUCUGUCUUCUAAAUCAAAUACCAUCUCCUCCAAGGGGAUUCUUAAUUCCAUAUCUCCUCAUGCUGUUUCUGGAGGGUGUGCCUUUGUUCUACUUGGAACUAGCCAUUGGUCAGAAGAUGCGUCUAGGCAGCAUUGGGGCAUGGACUGCUAUAAGCCCAUAUUUAGGAGGACUUGGUCUUGCCAGUGUUGUAACAUCAUUGUACUUGUGUCUCUAUUACAACAUUAUCAACGCAUGGAGUUUCUGGUACCUCUUUCACUCAUUUCAACCUGUCUUGCCCUGGGCAGCUUGCCCUGUAAAUUCCAACCGGACAGGACCUAUAGAGGAGUGUGAAAGAGCUACACCCACCCAGUAUUUCUUCUACAGAGAAACCCUUAACAUCUCUCCCUCUAUUCAAGAGAAUGGAAGCAUUCAUACAGGCCAGGCACUGUGUUUCCUGCUUGCCUGGUUGAUAACUUAUCUAUUUAUUGUCCGAGGUGUAAAGUCAACUGGAAAGGUUGUGUACUUCACUGCAACAUUUCCAUAUGUUGUCCUGUUUAUCUAUUUGAUUCGAGGCAUUACUCUUCAUGGAGCUAUAAAUGGUGUCAAAUACAUGUUCACACCCAAGAUGGAAGAACUUUCCAAUCCUACUACUUGGAUCAAUGCAGCCACUCAGAUCUUUUUCUCUCUGGGAUUGGGUUUUGGGUCACUCAUAGCUUUUGCCAGCUACAACCAAUACCACAACAACUUUGAGCACCAGGCCAUCAUUGUCUCUCUUAUCAACAGUGGAACCUCCAUCUUUUCCUCAGUUGUAACCUUUGCCAUCUAUGGGUUCAAGGCGACUCUCAACUAUGAGAAUUGCUUGGAGAGGACACGCAUUGUGCUGCUCAACACUUUCAGUCUAGCCGAAGACAGCAUAACAAUUGACAAUGUUUUUGAAUGGAUUGGGAAGCUGAACAAAACGUAUCCAGAGCAGUUCGCUGAACUUAGCUGCAAACUGGAAGAUUGCAACCUUGAGAGUGAGCUAAGCACGGCAGUAGAGGGCACAGGUCUGGCCUUUAUAGUGUACAGUGAGGCCAUAAAGAACAUGCCAUUGUCUCAGCUGUGGUCAGUGCUGUACUUCGUCAUGCUUCUGCUGUUGGGAAUGGGCAGCAUGCUGGGAAACAUCACAGCCAUUAUCACUCCGCUUCGAGACUUCAAGGUUUUGUCCUGCAUUAGUGAUGAGAUCUUUAAUGGAGUUGUGUGCUUGGUAUGCCUUCUGCUUGGCCUUGGUUUCACAACGUCAUCAGGAAACUACUGGUUUACCAUGUUCAAUGACUAUGGAGCUACUUUCUCCCUGUUGUUCAUUGUCCUUAUUGAGGUCAUAACUGUCAGCUACUUUUAUGGAAUCAAAAGGUUUGAUAAAGAUAUAGAAGACAUGCUUGGUCAUCGUCCAAACUGGUUCUGGAAAAUCAUGUGGGCAGGAGUUAGUCCCCUUCUUCUUAUCGGCCUCCUCUUGUUCUAUGUCAUUAACAUCAUCCAAGGAGGAAUACCUACCUACCAAGCAUGGAACAAAGACCUGGGGAAAUCAGAGCAGAUGGAGUAUCCUCUCUUCGGGCUGGUAUUCAUCGGACUGCUCUCGGUAUCUUCGGUGAGCUGUGUUCCUCUCACAGCUUUAUACGUCUUCUGGCAGAGGAGAAAACAUGCACAGCGGCAUAAGCAACAGUGUACUGUGAAUACAGUAGCUGCUUAGUGAUUGGAUGGUGACAGGGCCAAACUUCCUUUUCCUCACCUUGGACAGUCCCACCAGGUGAAAGGCAAGACUAUAGCUUCCAUCAUGUAUUAUAUAAUGGAACAAUAGCAAACAAUAAGCAUUCGUUUGUGUUUUCUUCACAUUUUUGUCAUUUUCUUUGGUUUAAAUCUGUGAACCAAAGCUUUUCAAGAUUUUUGAUACUGGACAAGAUAUCAAUGUUUUCUGAAUAAUGUGGUGUUCCUGGUGAAAUCCAGAAGUAAACAAAAUCUUUAUUAAUUUUAUCUUAGAUAUAUUUUUUACUGAAUCAACGGAUUCUUUGAGCCAGUCAACAAACUGUGAUGUACACUGGAGUAGAUUCAUCAGUUCUUCUACAGAGUGAGACGAAUUCCUUCAUCAACUAGUUUGCGCAUCUUAACUGUGGCACCUAAUAUAGGUUAUGUCAUGUAUGUAAAUAAAGUGUAGGUUAUCUGAUUGUCAGAGAUUUUAAAUGUUAAUUGUAAUUGUAUUCAGUGAUUUAUAUAACACUGGUUCCCUGCUUGAGUGAUGAUGAAAUUAAGGUAUUUAGCUUUGUUGCUCACACAAUGAGCAAUUGAAUGUGGGGUUUUAGAUUUUGUUUUCCAUAUCUUAGUGUUUUUUGUUGAUUUUGCUUUGGGUUGCACUGUCACUUCAUAGCAUAAUGUAAGCUAGUUCAAAUCAUAGCUGAGGCCUUAUGUACAGAGUUUAUUUUUCAAUCCUGAAUGGAUCUUCUCCUGGUCCUCAAAUUUUCUUUGAUAGUCCAAAAACAUGGAUUAGGUUUUUAUUAGGUUAAUUGAUCUCUACAUUUCCCUUGUGUCUAAAUGUGAUAUGGGCACCAUUUAUCUGUAUUAUCACAGUGAUCAAUUGGGGGAUCUGCCCAGCAUGUGCCUUCUGCUUGUUUGCUACCGAAAUAUGCACCAGCCCCCCAUGACCCUAACAGGAUUUAGUGGGUACUGGAAAUGAACCAGAUUUUAUCGUACACAACUGCUUCAAAUUCAGCUUUGAAUGUGAAUCUUAUUAUGUAAGUACAAAUUAGGUCAGUUACCAGUGCAGUCUUGUAAAAACUAUUGAAAUUUAAUAUUCAACACUGCAAUUGUAAUAAGAAAACACAUUUUUUGUUUUUUGUACAUGUUUCUCACAUAAGCUUUAUUUGUUUAUUAUUAUCUUAGCAAUUGAGCAUUUUAAAUUAGUUGAAUUACAAUUUUAUUGUAGCUUAGGUAACAUCACAUCACUGUGGCUGAAUGUUGCUGAAUAUGUUUUUAAAUCCUAAUGAAAAAAUAUGUUGGACAGAGAAAGAAAAUGUUGAUGAUUUAACAGUCUAAUAAUCUGACAAAAGGGUUGUAUAAAAGUUUUGAAAAGCACAUUUAUAAAUUUGUUGUGUCCAAAGAAUGUGUCCAGAAUUGUCAUUUUAAAAAUGAAUUACUUUUUUGACUACUUUUAUAGUGCCAUUUUGAUUAGAGCAAAUCGAUACAAAAGCACCUAUAUCAUCUUUUCAUAUAUUUGUAAAUUAAAAUGUUGCAACUGAAA